Molecule: messenger RNA, 639 nt
Organism: Rhagoletis zephyria (snowberry fruit fly)
Lineage: Eukaryota; Metazoa; Arthropoda; Insecta; Diptera; Tephritidae
Product: putative nuclease HARBI1
Source: RefSeq, a predicted model, not a curated record
AUGACCCAGAUUGAGCGCCAAGCCGCCAAAGAAAUAUUUGCACGUGCACCUUCUCCAUUUGUUGGGGGCACCAUAGGGGCAAUCAGUUGCACCCAUGUGCCGAUUUUAGGCCCCAAACAUCAUGAGGAGGCUUACGUCAACCAUCAUGGCUACCACUCAAUAAACGUGCAAAUGAUAUGUGAUCCCAAUUUGAAAAUUUUGAACGUGAAUGCCAGGUUUCCGGGGGCUCGGCACGACUCAUACAUUUGGAGCUCGUGUGCAAUAAGAAGAGUAAUGCGGCGAUCUUUUGAAAAUGGCAAUCACAUGUUUUUGAUCGGUGAUUCUGGAAACCCAUUGGAGCCGUGGCUUAUGACGCCAUUACCAAACCAACCAGAGGCGACACCUAAAUUUCGGUAUAAUGAGGCGCUCUGCAAGGCUCGCAAUCCAGUUGAGAGACUUUUUGGCGUCCUUAAAGGAACAUGGCGAUGUUUAUCGCAACAAAGAGUGCUCUUUUACGAUCCCAAAUUUGCUGGUAAAGUUGUUAACGCGUGCACAGUGUUGCACAACAUGCGUUUGGGUGUGCAAACAUCUGAGCUCGACAGUGUCAUUCCAGCAACCUCAACAGAUAAUUAUCCUGUCAAUACAAAUGCACCAUCUUAG